Tribolium castaneum (red flour beetle) is the source of this 2189-nucleotide messenger RNA. RefSeq names its product 1-Acylglycerol-3-phosphate O-acyltransferase 1 (gene Agpat1). Gene Ontology annotation, cellular component: endoplasmic reticulum; membrane. Lineage: Eukaryota; Metazoa; Arthropoda; Insecta; Coleoptera; Tenebrionidae. Gene Ontology annotation, molecular function: 1-acylglycerol-3-phosphate O-acyltransferase activity. Gene Ontology annotation, biological process: phosphatidic acid biosynthetic process. The record is from RefSeq and is a predicted model, not a curated record. The transcript has 5 exons. Bases 150 to 980 code for a protein of 276 amino acids.
CCAUCGCCUAAUCAUUGACAGCCUGUCAAGUGCCGCGUAAAGUUCGAGUUGAAUUGUUGUUUAUAAGUUGCCGAAAAAAUCGAUUUGUCCAUUCGUAGUGAUGCUUUAGCCUGUCUCCGACCAACCAGUGCCGCGCUUCGCCCCCGACCAUGUACGCGUCUUACAGCGAAAUCCUCCUAGCCGUGUGUAUCCUAAUACUGCCCUUUUUGUACGAAUCGAGUCAUGUGUUCAGGUACCACCUGAAAUUCAUGCUCUACUACACCAUCGUGAUGAUAAACUCCGUAAUCCUGAUCCCCGUAUUCGCAUUCAAGGCGAAAAACGUGCGAAAUUUGCUCACUGCUUCGGCGUUCUGCCACCACAUUUCCACCCUGCUGGGGCUGCGGUGGGUCCUGCGGGGGCGCGAGCACUUGGAGAAGGACCAGGCGUGCAUUAUUGUCUCCAACCACCAAAGCUCGAUUGAUAUUUUAGGGAUGUUUGACGUGUGGCCGGUCAUGGAUAAGUGCACAGUUGUUGCCAAAAAGGAGCUUUUUUACGCCUGGCCCUUUGGUCUAGCCGCCUGGCUUUGUGGCCUAAUUUUCAUACCUAGGAUGAACAGUGAUAAGGCUAGGGUGUUAAUGAACGACGCUGCGGAAGAGAUUAAGAAAGAUAAGAUCAAAUUAUGGGUGUUCCCUGAAGGCACACGCCGUAACACCGGUCAAAUCCACCCGUUUAAAAAGGGGGCUUUUCACAUAGCCAUCUCGUCGAAAUUGCCGAUUUUACCGGUGGUUUUCAGUCAGUAUUAUUUCCUUGAUAAGCAAAAUAAACGCUUCGAUCACGGUAAGGUAAUCGUUACCGCACUACCGCCUAUUCCAACUGAGAAUUUAUCACAUGACGAUUUGGACGAACUCAUGGAACGCACGCGAAACGCAAUGUCGACGACAUUCCAUGAAGUGAAUAAAGAGAUGAAAGAGUCUCUCGUGAGACCGUUUUCUAGUCAGUAAUUUUAAAAAUAGCGAUUUUAUUUAAUUUAUUCCAAGACAACGUACUUUAAAAGACGCAGCAGAAGCCGGGGCUUGAUUAUGUUUUAAUUUAUUUUUUUUCACCGGUUUCAAGAUGCCAUAACUGAGCGAACGAAGGCUGUGAGAUUAGGUACGAUGUUAGAGUGUUUCUUGCCACUUUGCAAUAAAUUCACCGAAAAGGCGCUUUAAAAUAAAAAACGUACUUUGUUCGUUUAAUGCCAAAGUAAUUAUACGUGAGAGGACGGAACUUAGUCAAAUUUGCAACGUACUGUGCAAGGUCGCGAGGUUGUUGGUCUUGUGAUCUUGAGUUAUUUAAAGAAAAAUCAGAAAUUAAUCCGAAGUCUAAAAAAUUAGGACGUCAAGUUAUUUAAUUAUUUAAAUAAGUAUCAGUGUUUGAAAAUGUUUGCAACAAUUUUUGUCCCAAAAACCUUAAUUCAAAAAAAUAUUAAGCUAGUCGAAAUUUUCGAUUUCUAUCUUUAUUGUUUUUUAUAGUUUUAUUUAUUGACUGAUUGUUUUUAUUUUGCCACGGCUUUUAACAUUUACAAAUAAAACUUUCGUUAAUCUUUCCUGCAAAUUUCUAGCUCCAACCAAGGUUCUGUAAUUACUUAUAAUUAUUUAUGUAAGUAAUUAAUGAACCUUGAUUCGUGAUCUUGGUCUAUUUUGUAAGGUUAAUUUUUUCACGUGUAAAAUAAUAUUAAACAAUAAUUUUUUUGGUAGUGCAUUUGCUCCAGGAACAAUUUUUUAUUUUCCGGAAUUACUUUUAAAAUGCUUUAAACACAGUCAGGUGACCUUUAAAUCAUAAUAGUGCAGUUAUUUAUUUACAUAAAACAAGGCCAGUUUUGCAUCAAUGUUUCAAGGGAGUGAAAGUAUUUGUAGUGAUUUUUUAAAGCGUUUUUUCAGUGCAAAUGAUCGAAUUUAUUUAUUGGUUUUAUAAUGAAUGGCACGAUUUUUACGGUGAUGUACCUAAUUUAUUUAAGUUAAAAAAAUGUAUCAGAAGUGACGAAAGAGUAUCAGGGUGUGCUUAAUUUUUUAUUUCUUGUCACUUCUGACACGUUUUCUAUUUUAUUGAAUAGAACUUUAUCCACUAUUUUGUAUAUUUGACACAGUUGUACUUUAGUUUUAAGUAAUUUCCUCACUAUUUAAUUGAUAAGAAUUUUGUUAAGUGGGUGAAUAAAAUUUCAAUUAAAAUAA